Postia placenta MAD-698-R-SB12 is the source of this 2373-nucleotide messenger RNA. RefSeq lists its product as hypothetical. Gene Ontology annotation, molecular function: hydrolase activity, acting on acid anhydrides, in phosphorus-containing anhydrides; DNA binding; ATP binding. Lineage: Eukaryota; Fungi; Basidiomycota; Agaricomycetes; Polyporales; Adustoporiaceae. Gene Ontology annotation, biological process: establishment of sister chromatid cohesion; nucleobase-containing compound metabolic process. The coding region runs from base 1 to 2373 and encodes 790 amino acids. The record is from RefSeq and is a predicted model, not a curated record. Gene Ontology annotation, cellular component: nucleus. The transcript has 19 exons.
AUGUCUCUGAAGCUACAAACCCCCUCCGAAUUCCCUGCAUUCCCAUUCAAGCCAUAUGAUAUCCAACUUGACCUGAUGCGCCAUCUUUAUGCAUCGGUAGAGGACCGGAAGAUAACCAUCGUGGAAAGUCCUACAGGCACUGGAAAGACUCUCAGCUUGCUAUGUUCAUCCUUAACGUGGCUCAAGGACGAGCAGGAACGCGCACGUAAGGGCAAGCUCAGUGAGCUUGGCGAAAGCCACGAGGGACCGGACUGGGUGCUCGCGCAAACACUCGAUCUAUGCAGAACGCCUGGGGAGGGCACGCAAAAAGGAGGCAGAGAUGCGGAAGCUUGCACGUGCACGGGUGCGAAAGAAACAGGCGAGUCCACCCUAAGACGUAAUGUCCGCGCUGCCUCGCUCCCGACGAGGGUGCCCAGGAUGACGACGACAGCAUCUUUCUGCCGGAAGAUGAUGGGGCAAACGCCGACUCUGACGAUGAAACGAGCAAUAUAUCCCCCGCCGAAGGUUGAUCGUGUUGUUACUGAAGAGGCUCCCAGAUUACGGCAAGGCACAAAACCAUCAACACCCGGAUCUGACGCAGAGGAAGAGCCUGGGUGCACAAAAAUAUAUUAUGCCUCCCGCACUCAUACACAACUAGCGCAGGUUCUACAUGAACUGCGUAAGCUUAAACUGAUGUUGAGUGUUACCUUGGCUUCUGCACCAGAGGAAGCGGCUGCAGUAUCAGGGAAACGCCGGCUCCCUGAGGUCGAGAACGAUGACGACGAUCUAGGAAGCAGCUAUGCAUCAAUGAUGAUGUCCCGCUCACGAACACCAGAAAAAGGGAAGAAGCGAUGUCAUUAUCUUCCUCCGCCGGAGGACGAAUCGAAAAUGCUGGAUCUGCGCGACCAGAUACUUGCAUCCCCAAAGGACAUCGAGGACCUGGUAGCGACAGGUCAAGAUUCAGAGACAUGUCCAUAUUUUGGUUCGCGGCGAGCUAUCCGACAAGCGCAACUAGUUUUACUUCCAUACAAUCUACUCUUGCAGAAGACAGCGAGAGAGGCACUUGGAAUUGAUCUCACUGACCAAGUACAGACCGACAAGCAGCAUACGCAGGGGCCGAAAAGCGGCAAUGAGAAGGCUCGCGGCGCAGGCGUGGAGGUCAUGACACCCGGAGAACUUCUCCAUAGACUUGGUCGGAAGACGGAGGGCGUGAACUUGCUCGAGGUCGAGACUUACUUGCGCGGUAGCAAGAUAGCACGCAAAGUAUCGGGGUAUUCCGUAAAGACUUUGGAGAGAGCGGCCGGUCACGACCCUGUCAAACUGGCGAAAGUCUCUCGACUCUCGAAUACAACACCGCCAUUGCAUCUUGUGGAGAGCUUCAUAACCGCACUUACAGCCUCCAAUGACGACGGUCGUGUUACAUUGUCCCUGGUCGAUGGACAAGUAGAAAUCAAGUAUCAGCAUUUGAAUCCGUCCACCCAUUUUCGAGAGUUAAUCGAUAUUGCCCGAUCGAUUGUCCUGGCUGGUGGUACGAUGUCCCCGGUAUCAGACGUGAUACACCAGUUAUUUAUGGGACUCGAACCUUCCCGUAUCAGGACAUUCUCUUGCGGACAUAUCAUCCCAACGUCUAACUUACAGACACUGGUUUUGAAGAAAGGACCAAGGGGCGGGGAUCUACUGUUCAAGUACGAACAACGGGGCAAUCAAGCUAUUAUAGCAGAACUCGGCCAAAUCCUUCUCAACUUCGUUAACGUGGUUCCAGGAGGCAUGGUCGUGUUCCUUCCGUCUUACAGCUUCCUUCACACAAUGAUGUCUGCAUGGGGAGGGAGUGGCUUGAUGGAGAAGCUCAAGUCCAGGAAGCGGGUCUUCUCUGAACCGCAGGAUGCUGGCCAAAUCGAGGCUGUGCUACGGGAAUACAGCGAAGCGAUUCACCGGACAGGAGCACUUCUGUUUGCUGUCGUUGGCGCCAAACUGUCUGAAGGAUUGAACUUCACCGACGAUCUCGCUCGCGCUGUUUUGAUCAUAGGACUCCCCUUCGCCAAUCUCGCAUCCCCGGAGCUUCGAGAACGCAUGAGCUACGUCAACAGGUUGGAACAGCAGCUCCGUGCGAAAGGUGAUGCUGUGACCAAGGGGGCGAGCGCCACAAAGGACGCAGCGACAGAGUUGUAUGAAAACAUGUGCAUGAAUGCUGUGAAUCAAAGCAUCGGGCGAGCCAUUCGGCAUCGAGGUGACUGGGCAUCGCUGAUACUGAUCGAUGGCCGCUACGCUUCAUCGCGAAUUCGCAACAAACUGCCAAAGUGGAUCGGCGGAAACACCACAGUCACCGAGACUUUCGGGCAAGCAAUGCGAGAGAUGGGCAAAUUUUUCCGAGAGAAAAAGGUUGCAGCAUCGUAG